AUGGCAUUAAAAGUAUUAUCGAAGGAUGGAGUGGAAUUUCAAAUUGAUGCAGAGAUUGCACAACAAUCAUCACUGUUAAAACCUUAUUCUGACGAAGGUUUUAGCGGAUCCAUCCCUUUAAUUAAUGUCGAGAGUUCAAUUUUAAAAAACAUUAUAGAGUUUUGUAACCAUCACAAAAACGAUUCUCAACCAGAGGAUGUUGAUGGUGAUAAUGAUGAUGACGAUGAUGAUCCAAAUAAGGAUAUUUAUGAACCUAAACGAUCUGAUGAUAUUGAUGAAUGGGAUUCAAAUUUUAUGAAAAAAUUUUCUGUUCAAGAUGGAACGUUGUUCGAUAUCAUUAAUGCAUCCAAUUAUCUUGGAAUUAAAUUACUACUCGGCGUGGGUUGUAAGACAAUAGCCAAUCUUAUAAGAGGCAAGUCAGCUCAAGAGUGUCUUUACCAUAAAAGUGUUAUUGGUAGUUUACAUUCCCUAUCAUUGUCAUCACAAUUUUCAUUCGAUUUUGACAUCUAG
This is a messenger RNA of Adineta ricciae, 510 nucleotides long. Lineage: Eukaryota; Metazoa; Rotifera; Eurotatoria; Adinetida; Adinetidae. The record is from the annotation of a GenBank genome assembly.